CACACACACACACACACACACACACACACACAGAGAGAGAGAGAGAGAGAGAGAGAGAGAGAGAGAGAGAGAGAGAGAGAGAGAGAGAGAGAGAGAGAGAAUGUGGUGUUCAAGGUCAGAAGCGCGAGAGGUUGGUAGUGGUGAUGGACGAACUGAUGGUGAAGGAGGCAGUGGAGGGGGAGAAAAGGGGGAGGGAUUGGGCUCGGGAGAGCGGGAGCAACUGCGGCAUCGAGGUCGCGGCGGCGGGUACGUGCCGUCCUGCAGAGGCCUGCACGCGCUUGGUGGUCUCGAUACCUGCUGCUGGCUCCUUGCUGUCACCUGCUGCUUGGCCACCUGUCUUCUUUCUCUCCUUGGGCUUUCUGCAGCGGCCGAGGCUUCAGAUCCCAAUCGGAUGCGAUGCGUUGAAGAUCUACAAGGGGUGGGGGAUCUCUCCACUCAUUGUCUUGUGAAUGGUCAGGUGAAUAUUCACUCCGGAGUAACGAUAAUCGAAGGAGCCGGCAGUCUCUCUCUCUCUCCGUCGGCCUCUCUCAACUGCAGGUCGUUUCCAUCCGAUGGAGAGAGAGAGAGGGGGGAGAGGGAGGAGAGGGAGGAGAGGGAGGAGAGAGAGGAGUGCUCUCUCACCGUGCGGCUUGCCGGGACCUUGGCCAUGGAGUCGGGCUCGAAGAUAACGGCCGGAAGACUAAGUAUCGAUGUCGGUCGUGCUGUAGUUGCGUCGGACGCUUACCUCAUUGGAGGAGGAGGAGGAGGAGGAGGAGGAGGAGGAGGAGGAGGAGAGAGAGGAGGCAAGACGUUCGACUUAUCUAGGGGAUCAGGUUCGGCAGAUGCUCGUGGUGGGUAUCUGAGGCAGAGAGUGGAGGGUGAGGAGGAGGAAAAGGGAGGACUUGGAGGAGGAGGGUUGGAAAAAGGGGGGAAGGGAGAGGGACCUGGAGCUAUGAUCGUGGAAUUUGAAAGUUGGGGGGGGGGGGAAGGCGGAAGUUAUGGGGGUCUUGGGGCCAGCUGUAGUUUCGGAUGCGAUCCGUGGGGAGGAGAGAUGUAUGGCUGGGAUUCGCUGAUGGAACCUAGUCAAAGCGGUGGAUCAGGUUCGGGCGCUGGAGGAGGUCCGGGAGGAGGCUCCGUAAAUCUGACGGUGGUCGGCGACCUCCUUCUCGAUGGAGUCGUUUCUGCAGAUGGAACUCAUGGACAGGAGGGAGCGGGAGGUGGGGCGGGUGGUUCCAUAUACAUCAGAGCGCUGAAUAUGUGAGUUCUCCCUAUAAUCGUGAACAACUAAAACAACAAAAGAAAAAAAAAAGG
Messenger RNA from Chara braunii, 1290 nucleotides. The record is from the annotation of a GenBank genome assembly. NCBI's taxonomy places the organism in Eukaryota, Viridiplantae, Streptophyta, Charophyceae, Charales, Characeae.